Sipha flava (yellow sugarcane aphid) is the source of this 1575-nucleotide messenger RNA. RefSeq lists its product as uncharacterized. Lineage: Eukaryota; Metazoa; Arthropoda; Insecta; Hemiptera; Aphididae. The transcript is spliced from 3 exons. Bases 614 to 1288 code for a protein of 224 amino acids. The record is from RefSeq and is a predicted model, not a curated record.
CGAUGUUAAUUUAUCAAAUCUGAUUUCAAAUGACCAAGCAAAAAAUAAUUUUAAUAUUGGAAUAUUCAAAGAAUUGUUGAUGUUCAGAAUAGACGCGGGCGAUGUAGAUCUUCGCAAUCACUUAGAAUCGGCUUCAAAAAAAUGCAACAUUUGUUAGUAAAACUAUUCAAAAUAAUUUGAUCGAUAUAUGUGGCUUGAUUAUCACAGACAAAUUAAUAAAAGAGCAAAUACAAUCGUCCAAAAAUUAAAAGAAAUUGGUUUAAGUUUGGAAUUUUUACUAGGGCAGGGAUAUGAUGGUGGAGCAAAUAUGUCUGGUAAAUACCGCGGAGUUUAAGCUAGAAUCUUAAAUUUGUAACCAAAGGCAACAUACACUCAUUGUGCAUCGCACCGCCUAAAUCUAACUUUAAUAAAAGCAUGUAAUGUAUUAUCUAUAAAAAAAUUAUUUUCUACAGUCAAAGAAGUAUCUAACUUUGUGCGUGAUUCUCCCAAAAGAGUUGAUUUAUUUAAAAAAAAAAUAAAUGAAAUUUUGCCUUCAUCUAAAUCAGUUUUGCUAGUAAAGUUGUGUGAAACUAGAUGGGUAGAAUCCCACGAGGUGAUUAUUCGGUUUUCCGAUAUGCUUAUACCUAUUGUACAAUUUUUGGAAGACAUGACAGUUAAUACGGAUGGAAAUAUACUUUCCAAAUGUAACGGACUUCUUCAUUCAAUAUUGACUUUUGAAUUUAUUUUGGCCUUAGAAGUAGCAGUAGAAAUAUUGUCUUUGACUUUGCCAAUAUCACGUAAAUUACAAGACCCUGGUUUGGAUUUGACUAAAUGUAUUGAAAUCAUACAGACUGUAUUAGAUGUUCUUAAAAACAAAAGACAAAAUGUAACAUUUAACAACAUUUUUAAUCGAGCCGUAUCAAAAGCCGAAAAUUUAAAUAUUGAAGUUAAAACACCACGAAUAUGCAAACAACAAAUAAAUCGAUCAAACAACAUUACUUCAAGUCCUGAAGAAUAUUUUAAAAUUACGGUAUACUUCACAGUUUUGGACAAUUUCAUAACAUCUAUUCAAUUCAUGUUUUUUGACAACCAAAAUCCAAUAUUAUUUAAAAUCCAACAACUGAUACCUUAUUGUUUACAUAAUAAAUCUGAAGAACAUAUUAUAGAAGGUGCCACUUUUUAUGAAGCAGAUUUGCCUGGAUCCAUAGACGAAUUAAAAGGUGAUUGCAUUGUGGCAGCUGCAUUGGACUCAACCACCAGUAAAAAAGGAAAAAAUAAAUACAGCAAUAGACGCAUUCAAAGAAACUGAAGAUGGGUAUUUUCCAAACAUUCGUCAACUUUUACUAAUUUUAGCAAUAUUACCAGUAACAACAUCGACAAGUGAGAGGUCUUUCUCAAUGCUAAAACGUAUAAAAACAUACUUGAGAACAACAAUGGGGGAAAACCGUUUAAACGGGUUAGCUUUGCUUAAUAUCCAUAAACAAAUUGAUGUAAAACCUGAAGAAGUGUUAGAUAUGUUUUCAAAAUCUAAUCCUAGGAAAUUACAAUUAUCUUUAUCGUUAUAAAUAUUUACAAUAUUAUUAUAAUUUAAAUAUA